Molecule: messenger RNA, 1302 nt
Organism: Mixia osmundae IAM 14324
Lineage: Eukaryota; Fungi; Basidiomycota; Mixiomycetes; Mixiales; Mixiaceae
Exons: 8
Coding region: 136-1149 (337 amino acids)
Cellular component (GO): peroxisomal membrane
Molecular function (GO): coenzyme A transmembrane transporter activity; ADP transmembrane transporter activity; AMP transmembrane transporter activity
Source: RefSeq, a predicted model, not a curated record
CGCAAUCUAGUUCGCCACUGCGCUGCGCCUGCAGGUCAUGGAACUCCUUUCCACCGGUUACUAUCAACGCGCGCGUCUCGCCGGCUAACGAACGACAGCAAGCCCAGCUCGCCGGCUUGAGACGGGCCUUGCGGCAUGAGCGAAUCACUUGUCCAUGCGGCAGCCGGUGCAGCCGGUGGCUGUGUAGCCAUGGCGAUCACGUAUCCGCUCAUCAGUGUCAGUACACGCGCUCAAGUCGAAACGAAGCGACAUCCUGGGGAGACGACGCUCGACAGCAUCAGACGGUUCGUAGCGAAAGAAGGCAUCGCAGGCCUAUACGACGGACUCUCGUCGUCAUUGCUAGCAAUUGCAGUCACUAAUGGCGCAUUCUAUGCGUUUUACGAAGAGUCGCGCACCCUCAUCGCCAACUACAAGGCCAAGCGCGAGAGGAGCUCAAUCACUAGCGCGGCAGCGAGCUUGUCGAUGCUCGAAAGCAUCCUCGCCUCUUUCUUAGCCGGCUCAGCGACGUCAAUCAUCUCGAAUCCGAUAUGGGUCAUCAACACCCGCCAAACCGUGAGGACGACAGUGUCUGAUCCUCAAAAGGCAGACGCGCGCGAUCCAAAGACAGGCAGACCCGUCAUGGUCAAGAAGCUUGGCUUUGCGGCCACACUGAAGCACAUCAUUCAGACUGACGGUCCUGGGGCGCUCUUCAAUGGACUAGGGCCUGCGCUCUUGCUCGUUGCCAAUCCGAUAAUCAGCUAUACCGCUUUCGAGCAGAUGAAGAACCUCCUCUUGACAAGACGUGCGGCAAAGGCGAGCCAAUCCGCCACAGGCAGUCCACUGGCUGCAUUGCCCCUGACUGACCUUGACUUUUUCGCGCUCGGAGCGCUGUCUAAACUAUUAUCCACCGGGUUCACCUAUCCAUGGCUCACCGUCAAGUCACGCAUGCAAUCUGGUCAAGCGCAAGGGAGGAGCUACAAGUCUACAUUUCACGGUAUCACAAGCAUCAUCCAGUCCGAAGGUCCCGCGGGUCUUUAUCGAGGCAUCAGUACGAAGCUCCUUCAGAGCGUUCUAACCAAUGCGUUCCUGUUCAUGAGCAAGGAGCGUUUCUACCUGCUCGUGAAAUCGCUCAUCUUGACACUAUCAGUGCGCAAGAACGUGGCCGCCUAGACUCGAACAUGCUUGCACUAAGCUAAAGCGAGACAUGUACAUCUCCUGAGCACAAUACAACGAACUAAGAGCAGGAGUGACAAGGUCGGGAUACUGAAUAGGUCGUUUGCUAAGCUUCGUGAUCGUAUGCGUUGAUGCGCCGGUAUUCAUCUU